Austrofundulus limnaeus is the source of this 2413-nucleotide messenger RNA. RefSeq names its product myosin light chain kinase family, member 4b (gene mylk4b). Gene Ontology annotation, cellular component: nucleus. Gene Ontology annotation, biological process: intracellular signal transduction; protein phosphorylation; positive regulation of apoptotic process. The record is from RefSeq and is a predicted model, not a curated record. NCBI's taxonomy places the organism in Eukaryota, Metazoa, Chordata, Actinopteri, Cyprinodontiformes, Rivulidae. Gene Ontology annotation, molecular function: ATP binding; protein serine/threonine kinase activity.
CCUGACGUCUGCACUUUCAUUUGGAGAAGAGCCACUUGCUAUUCUUAUUACUCGGCUCUGCAGUGACCGAGGGACAGAUUUAUGUCCUCUGUCCACGUCUUCAUUCUGCACCUCUGUUACUGGUGAAAAUGCUUCAGCUUGUUGUUCAGCUCUGAGCAGGCAGCUUUAGACACACCAUCAUGAGCUCCAGCCUGGUCAGCUCUAUAGCCAAGAUGUACGACCCAAACCCUCUUCACGGCCAGAAGCUUCCAGGGAGGAAGUUCUCUCUGGGUGGAUCAGACCGGCCUCCAGCCUCGUCUUCGUCCCCUCAGCUCGAUGCCUCCCUGCGCUGCAUGGAGAGCAGGAUGGACUCCCUGAGCUCCCAGAUGGAGCGRCUGCUCCACAUGCAGCACACCGUGCUGACCCGGCUGGACGGCCUGUCCCAGGACGUGAGGGGCAUGGGUCUGGACCUGGCCUCCAUGCGUGAGGAGGGGAGACGAGGGUCGGGGGUGGAGGCGGUCUGCAGGGAGCUGAGGGGGGACUUGGACCGGGCAGGUGAGAGGAUCGAGAGUCAGGGGCGCKGGCUGGACGGGGUGGAGAAGCUGGUGGAGGGCACCCAGCAGGUGAUCAGCCUCAUCGGGGAGGUGGUGAAGAACUCCAGGCUGGUGGAGCUUUUCUUCAAACAGCCUGCGAACAAAACCAGCAGGAAGGCCAAGGAUGAGAAGGACAGAACCAAACAGAACCUAAAGGGCGGGAAGGUUCAGAAGAAACGGAAACCUCAGGACUCAUCAGAUUCACCCUCUCUGAAUGAGUCCGCUCUGCAGAAACAUGUGGAAAAGCUCAACAGGGAAAACUUGGAGCAUUCCCACGUGAACGAAGAGGCCGAGGUCCGGAGCGCAGAAGAUGCAGGAAGUAAAGGAAGCAGGCAGGAGCCGGAAGAACUGAUCCUGGAUGGGUCAGACACAAGACAAGAGGACAGGAGGAAGGACACUGAGGACGGUAAAGAGGAUCUGUUUGACGACACGGAGGAAGAGGAGGCAGAUGAUUUGACAGAACAGAGCAGGAAGGUGGAGGGUAGCACAAAGACAAGUCUCAAAGGAGAAGAAAAAGAAAAGGACACGGACUCUCAGGAGAGCUCCGACGAUGCUGGAGCUUCUAGCAAACGUCGCGUCACAGAGGAAGACCUGGUGGUGAAGGACGACCUGAAGAAGAGCAGAGUGGAGGACAGAGUGGAGGACAACACUGAGAAACCCGAGGAGGAGACCCCAAAAUCUGCUGAAGCAAAGGCCGAAGCUAAAGCUGAAACCUCGGCCGUGAAAGACUUCACAAUUGACUCCAGCCCCCCACCGUUAGCACCUUUCGACCACCGCAUCGUGACCCCCAAGCCCCAUCAGAUCGCCACCUAUUACACCAUAAACAGAGACGAGGUCCUCGGCGGGGGUCGUUUYGGACAAGUCUACAAGUGCCUGGAGAAGUCAUCUGGUCUGACUCUCGCUGCCAAGAUCAUCAAAGCUCGGAACCAGAAGGAGAAGCGUGGAGGGAGGCGAGCUCUUCGAUCGCAUCAUCGAUGAGAACUACAACCUGACGGAGCUGGACACGGUUCUCUUCAUACAUCAGAUCUGCGAGGGCCUGCAGUACAUGCACAAAAACUACAUCUUACACCUGGACCUCAAGCCGGAGAACAUUCUUUGUGUCAGCAGAGCCACCAACAAGAUCAAAAUCAUCGACUUCGGCCUGGCGAGGAGAUACAAACCAAGGGAGAAGCUGAGGGUCAACUUUGGGACGCCUGAAUUUUUAGCUCCUGAAGUAAUCAAUUAUGAGUUUGUGUCAUUCCCUACAGACAUGUGGAGUCUGGGAGUCAUCACGUACAUGCUGCUCAGCGGUCUGUCUCCGUUCCUUGGGGACGACGACAACGAGACGCUCAACAACAUCCUGUCCUGCCAGUGGAACUUCGAGGAGGAAGAGUUCGCCGACAUUUCCGACGAAGCUAAGGACUUCAUCACGCGCCUGCUGGUGAAGAGCAAGAGCUGGAGGAUGAGCGCCACCGAGUCCCUCAGGCAUACCUGGCUGUCGGAUCAAAACCUGCACCACCGGCUACACCAGAAGAAAAACAAGUGCCACACCACGCACGCUCCUCCCUCUGACAGCUGAACAGAAAGAUGGCGGCUCUCGGUGUUUGYGAUAUUGAAGGGCUUCCRGGGCCCAACACUUGGACCAAUACUGCUGUACCUGUAUGGCCCCUGGGUUAUUCUCUGCCUCACGUUUUUUACCUUUGCAGCGCUGCACAUCAUACGGGUCUGAGCUGGAAAUAAGGACUUUUUUAUGGCGGGGUAUUAGGGCCAAAAUUAAGAUUAUUGCGCAACCAGUGGUUGCUACGUCCUUGUAGCAGGAGGCUAUCUCUGUACCUAAUCCAGCUAUUGAUCUGAUUAAUGAU